Messenger RNA from Populus nigra (black poplar), 1766 nucleotides. Its product is annotated as riboflavin synthase-like. The coding region runs from base 265 to 1110 and encodes 281 amino acids. The transcript is spliced from 2 exons. Gene Ontology annotation, biological process: riboflavin biosynthetic process. The record is from RefSeq and is a predicted model, not a curated record. Lineage: Eukaryota; Viridiplantae; Streptophyta; Magnoliopsida; Malpighiales; Salicaceae. Gene Ontology annotation, molecular function: riboflavin synthase activity.
AAAUCUUUUUCUUUAUUGGACUGGGAUAUCGAAGAUUGCAAGGUCUGCGAGUUGAGCAAUGAGCCUUCCUUUAGAAUCGGGCUGUUCAAAGUUAUAAAAAACAAUGCAGCUUCACACCAUGAUUUCUUUUCAUUACAUUGAUGACAUGAUAUUCAUCAUUUCGCUUAACGAAGAGCUGAAGAGCUCUAGAUAUUGUCAGUAGUCUACAAGUCAAAAUCCUUCAAUUUUUUUCUGAGCAAUCAAACAGACAACAGAAAGAAAAGAAUGGCACUCUCUUUCUCUCGAACCUCUCUCUCGAUAACCCAGAAAUACUUUCCUUCAAAAACCCCCACGACAAAAUCAACAAUCCUAAACCUCCUCUCUUAUAAACCCCAUAAUCUCAACAAGUUCUCUACAAUCUCAAAACCCAACUCUUUCUCUCUGACCAUCACAAAACUCUCAAAAAGCCCAAAACCCAAAUCCCAUCUUCAGCCAGUAAGAUCACUCUUCACUGGCAUCGUUGAAGAAAUGGGCACAGUUCAAAGCUUGGGUGAUACCAAAGAUGGUGGCUUUGACCUUAAAAUAGAGGCAAAAACAGUACUUGAAGGUGUGCAUUUAGGUGAUAGCAUUGCAGUUAAUGGGACUUGCUUAACUGUUACUGAUCUCACUAAUGAAGACUUCACUGUGGGGUUAUCUCCUGAAACUUUGAGAAAAACAUCUCUAAUUGAGUUAAAGACUGGAUCUUUGGUUAAUUUGGAGAGGGCAGUCCAGCCUGAUAGUAGAAUGGGAGGGCAUUUUGUGCAGGGUCACGUGGAUGGCACCGGUAUGAUCGUAGAGAAGGAGCCAGAGGGUGAUUCUUUGUGGAUUAAAGUGAAAGCAGAUAAAGGGCUGUUGAAAUAUAUUGUGCCAAAGGGGUUUAUUGCAGUGGAUGGGACUAGUUUGACAGUUGUUGAUGUUAUGGAGGAAGAAGAGUGUUUUAAUUUUAUGUUAGUGGCUUAUACACAGCAGAAAGUUGUUGUUCCUUUGAAGGAAGUUGGUCAGAAGGUGAAUUUGGAGGUGGAUAUUUUGGGAAAGUAUGUUGAGAGGUUGCUUAGUAGUGGGUUUGUUGAUUCCUUCAAGGGUUCUUCAUGAUUAAAGAAAAAUGGAGUUGGGGCUUGUAAGAGAUCUCCUUGCAUUGCUGGUGCUGGGGGCAUACCUGCAUGAUAACAGUGGAUUUGGCGUUGAGGUUUUUCAUUUCAGGUUGGCUAUUUCUCAGUUGUUGUUACCUAGAUUGAUUCUGCUUUCAUUCUGUGGUAGUUGCAGAAGCGAUCUUGUGCUUCUUCUUCCUUGUUUGGUAAGUUGAUGGAGCUUAGCGAAAUUGGGUUAUUAAGAAUCAUCAUGUAACUUGUGUGUUUAUAAGAGACCAACUCCUGUGCAGAUAUCCUUGCCAAUUUGGCUACUAUGGGUGGUGUAACACCGGCUUUGCUUGUUGAUCCCCCUUGGUGGUGUGAUAACAGUCCUGUUUUUAGGGCCUUGCCAAUUGAAAUUGUGCAAUGUCAACUCAGGCUUAUGAUCUGUCCAGAGAACUCGUCCCUGUUACAAACCAUCUCUAUUCCCGAGUUGUGUUUGGUUGCGUAGCUAGAAAGAAAAACAGUUGGCAGCUGGCAAAUGCCAAAUUCUAGUUGUAGGUAUUAAUAAUAUUGUGAUGGAUAGCUAACUUUAUAGGAUGCAUGAUCUGAAUGCAUGUUUUGGUGUCUUCUCUGUACAUACUAUGCUUCAGUCUUCUCAUUAAUUCCGAUUUUCUUGCA